Messenger RNA from Filobasidium floriforme, 2905 nucleotides. RefSeq names its product muts domain V-domain-containing protein. NCBI's taxonomy places the organism in Eukaryota, Fungi, Basidiomycota, Tremellomycetes, Filobasidiales, Filobasidiaceae. The coding region runs from base 85 to 2844 and encodes 919 amino acids. Gene Ontology annotation, biological process: mismatch repair; chiasma assembly. Gene Ontology annotation, cellular component: nucleus. The transcript has 27 exons. The record is from RefSeq and is a predicted model, not a curated record. Gene Ontology annotation, molecular function: ATP-dependent DNA damage sensor activity; ATP binding; mismatched DNA binding.
AAACCUCAGUAUUGCCUUCUGAUCUUCUGAUUUGAAUUCGGACAGGUUUCUGAACAAGCCAGCACGUUGACCGAGCUUUCAACAAUGCCACAGCAAAAGAGGAAAGGUUCGGAGGACCUGGAUGAAGUAGGCCAGAAGCAGGCAAAGGUUCGCUUUCGGGCAACAACGGAUUCGGUUCCUUUCGUCAGAGAUCUCGAAGAGCAAUCUAAGCUGGACCCGAGAGAAGAAGAAUGGAUGCAAAAUGCAGAUGUCAGAACGCUGUCCAUCAACUGUCACCAUCAAAGUAUAGCAGCGGCAUACUAUGACAACUCUACUCAGACUUUAUCCAUGCUGGAAGAUACGCAGGACUCUCCUUCUUUCGAUCUCUUGCAGACCUUGAUUGAACAGUUGAGCCCGUCGUUCAUCCUCGUCAACGCUAAUGCGCACGAAAAACUCCUGGACAAACUUAUGGAAUACUGCGACGAACACGAUGAAACGACCGUCCAGAUCUGCGCAUCGAAAGAUUUCUACGUCAACGCCUCCUUGAACCGCUUGUCGAGUGUACAUAUUCUCAGGACAACUCCCACUCUCGAUCCUAUUAACUCGCCUAGCUCUGGAAUUCGGGGAACAAUCGAAGCUGGCUCGGCCUCUCCUGUAUCGACCACCAUCGCGGAUCCCGCAUCCAAUUUUAACCUGCACCCACAGGAUGAUCUGCACCGCAGGGAGAUUCUCAAUCGGUUGGGCUGCUUUACUUCGCUUGAGGCGUUCCUUGCAUUGGGUGCAGCUGGAUCAUUGCUAAUACAACUCGAAAGGGCGAAGGCGGCUCUGGAUGAUCACGGACCUAUCGUGUUUCGGAAUGUGCAAGCGCUAGCGACUCAGCUACAUAUGCAGAUCAAUUCCGAUGCCCUGUCGUCUCUCUCGAUUUUUUCAUCUGCCAGUAUCGCUCGUAAAGGAUCGAACAAGCAGGAUGAGGAUCUCUCCUUAUUCGGUGUUCUGGAUACAUGCCGCUCGGGACUAGGAUCCCAGAUCUUAAGAAGAUGGAUGAUGCGACCGCUGUUAUCCUUGCCACACAUCAAGGCUCGGCAUCAAGCUGUGGAAGUACUCAUCAAGGCAGAAAACCGUCAGGUCCUCAAAUCGAUACGGGAUGGUAUGAAGGCGAUCAAGAACGUUCACUAUGUUUUUAGCAAGAUGAAUUCUGGAGAUUUGAGCGAUUGGACUUGUUGGAGAAACCUUGCAGAGCUACUCAAUGGAAGCCUCCUUAUCGUCGAGACUAUAGGUAAUCUCAGAGGUUGGGAAUCGGUUGAAAUUUGCAAAAAAAUACAAGCGACGUGCAACAGGAAACGGCUUCGGGACCUCUUCACCUACAUCACAGACAGGGUCGACAUCGAUGCAUCGCAAACGGAAGGCCGACUGAUAGCGUGUCAAGGUCAUGACGAAAAACUUGACGAGAUCAAUAGCACUUUAGAAUCUAUGGAAGCGGUCCUUAACGAAGCAGCGGAUAUAGCGAAGACUGAAAUUCCGCAACAGUAUAAUGCCGACGUCAAAGUUGUCAUGUUCCCACAACUCGGAUACCUGGUCGAGGUCAUGAUGGAACAGGCGGACAUCCCGCAAGUACCUCUUCAAUAUCAAUUCUCGAGCGAGACCAGUUCGUUCUUCAAGUCAGACAGUAUGCGGGAGCUUGAUGCGAACUAUGGGGAUAUUUACAACGAAGUCAACGAUCGUACCAUCGAGUUACUGGAGACCGUCCUUGAAGAGGUGUCCAAGAACGCGUCUUUCGUUCUGGAAGUUGUGGAAUUGUUAUCUGAGCUCGACUGCCUCUUGGCUUUCGCAGCCGCCGCCAUAGAUUUUCAGCUGAUUCGCCCGGGAAUGCACCAUAACAACGCGAUACAUAUCAAGGGAGGGAGGCACAUUCUUUACGAGAGGGUGACGGAGAACUAUGUAAGCAACGACACUGCCCUCUUUGGAAGGGGCGAUUCGAGGGACGACCAUCCUACGGAGGCAGAGGACGAGCAUGUGGGAAACAUCAUGAUGAUCACCGGAGCUAAUGGAUCCGGCAAGAGUGCCUACGCGAAACAGGUCGCUUUGAUCGUAUACAUGGCCCAAAUCGGCUGUUUCGUGCCAGCAACCUCCGCUGACCUCGGAGUGAUAGACAAGAUUUAUACCCGACUUCAGACAAGAGAAUCCGCUCUUAGGUCUGGCUCGGCUUUCAUGAUUGACCUCAGUCAGGUUUCGAUGGCUCUUCGAGGAGCAACCGCCAGAUCCUUACUCAUCAUUGACGAGUUUGGGAAAGGGACUAAUCCUCAAGAUGGGGCAGGCUUGUUAGCGGGUGUCACGCAGACACUUCUGAAGCGAGGAAAGGAUUGUCCCAAAACGGCAAGUCGAUUACGCCACCUCAAGAGGCGCUUUUGGCUGACAUCGUGGACUUUGCAGAUCGUCAUUACGCAUUUUCAUGACCUGGCUGAAACCGACAACGACGGGAUUGUCAAGAUGCACAUGGAGAGCGUAUUUCAGGAGAAUUGCGAAGGGACAGGCUUUGGCGAGAUUAUGUUCAUCUACAGGCUUCAGCCGCAUUCCUCCCAUUCUUCGAACGCUGCAGAGUGCGCCUUGCAAUACGGUCUGAACGAAGAACUCGUUGAGCGAGCUCGAACGGUCACGACUCACUUGAAGAACUUCGAGCUAGGCAAGAUCUCGGAUGUCGCGAUGACGGAUACAGAUAGGAAGGAACUCUUUCAAGCGGAAGAAUUGGCAAAGGUUUUUCUCAAGUGGAAGCCGCUGGAGGAUGAGUCGAUAGAGGACGGCGAGAUGGAUGCCAAAGCGAAGCUCGCGGCCAUGAUCAGGAAGAUCGAAGACUCAAAUGCCACUUGAAACACAUGUGAUGUAUGCAUUAGCCGAGGGCGUCGCGAAUCUAAAUGGCCACGCGGAGAUC